CUUUCUUUUUUUGACCUCAACAGCCAUGUUUUAGGCUGGGAGAAUAGAACAAAAAAGAAUAAAAAAAAAACAUUGGUACUCCAUAUAAAAUAGUCCCCUCGUUGUUAGUUGCUCAUUUAUCGCUCUUUUUUCUUUCAUUUUAAUAUAUUUAAUAUGGACACUAGUCAGGUAGCUGAGAUUAACAAUUUGGCAUCUCAAGCUCUAACUUCACGAUCGACACAAAUAAGUGUUCCUUCUGGGCCACCCGAGUUUACACGUCGCAAGAAUUGGUCACAAAACAUUUUAGAAGAGCUCCGUGAUAUCAUCCAUGUCUUAUCUUUGGAUUUCAACAUUCUCUUUUGCUCUCCAGCCUCUCGAGAGUUUCUCGGCUAUCAACAAGGCGAAUUGAUGGGCCGUAACUUUAAAGAAUUCAUUCAUGUGGAUGACAUUGACGUCUUUACACGAGAGUUCCGUCUGGCUCACACGAACGGAUCCAUCCUGCGAUCGACUCUUCGAUUCCUCCGUAAGGAUGGCAAACACGUCACUCUAGAGAUUCGUGGCCACUUUUAUAAAAACGCAUUCUUUGGAUCUGCGCGUAGUGUGCCUACAGAGAUGACACGUACAAUGGAUGCCUUCUUGAAUGUCAAGAUGGAAAAUGAAAUCCUCAGACGUAAACUUCAGUUGGCUAAAGCCCAGGCAGCCAAAAAGACUACUGUUACUACUAUGCCACAAGUACUCCAGGAGGAUGAGUAUGAUGACUUUGAGGAAGACUUUGAACAACUCUUUACUGCUGCGUCCAACUCAAAUGUAUAUACUCAAGGUGUGCUCAAUUCGUUUGGUGUAGCCGAAUCAGUCAAUUUAUUUACAGGUCUUCAAUUUGAUCUUGGUGAACGUUCUCGAGGUAUCUCGAUGGGUCUCGAAGGUGAGCUCUUCAAUACGACACAUUCUCCUGAAAUUGGUGAUGAAACAACCAACGAGACAAAUAAACUCAAAGUUGGCAAAAAAAGAAGAGGUACUGAUGAUCAACCACGUAUCUGUACCGACUGUGGCCGAACGGAUGCCCCUGAAUGGCGACGAGGCCCCAGGGGACCAAAGACUUUAUGUAAUGCAUGCGGGUUAAGGUGGUCUAAAGCUGUAAAAAAAAAUUGAAUAAAAAAAAAUAGCCAGCAGCUUUUUUUAUAAAGGAGGACGCUCCGAGUUUAUUUAAAUUUAAAUGAGGAAGCAAUGACUAAUGGAUUGAAAGGCACUAGGGCUCGUAAAAGCAAAACAGUUCAUGGUACAGAUGGAACAUCAUGGUAUCUAAGUCCGUUGACGUACUUUGGCUGAUGAACAGCACAUCCUGAAAAGCGUGCCGCCAAUGUGCUUGCUAAAUUACUUGUAGGAUACAGCCUAGUAACAUCAGCAGAGUUAUGGUUGGGACAACAGAACUGGUUU
Rhizopus microsporus ATCC 52813 is the source of this 1413-nucleotide messenger RNA. RefSeq lists its product as uncharacterized. Bases 154 to 1128 code for a protein of 324 amino acids. NCBI's taxonomy places the organism in Eukaryota, Fungi, Mucoromycota, Mucoromycetes, Mucorales, Rhizopodaceae. The record is from RefSeq and is a predicted model, not a curated record. Gene Ontology annotation, molecular function: protein binding; zinc ion binding; sequence-specific DNA binding. Gene Ontology annotation, biological process: regulation of DNA-templated transcription. The transcript has 3 exons.